AUGCCUACCAUGGAUAAAAGAAGCGGCGAUAACUCAGCAUGGACCGACUCCGUCGUAUCAACCCGCAGAAACUCAGCAGAAUGGCAACAAUCAAGACCAGCUUCUCCCAUCCUGAGUCAUCUAAGUGUCAACACCAACCAUGCCACACACGCUUACAGUAAAUCCAUCACGCCAGCCGUCGAAAAAGGCGAAGACCCCUUCCGCGAUGACGCCUCUGAAGACGAAAGACAUCAUGACGACCAUGCUAGAGUCGACAUGUUCGAUCCCAACAGGUCCAAGAUGCCGCUCAAGCAGCGUCUGCACCAUUUUACGUGGGCUUGGUACACGUUUCCCAUGAGUACAGGCGGUUUGUCACUUCUCAUCUUCGCGCAGCCGCAUCAGUUCCCUGGUCUCUUGGGAAUCGGCAUGACGGUGUAUAUCAUCAAUAUCAUUCUCUUCGUGGCCAUCUGCUCUACCAUGUUGAUUCGCUUCUUCUUCAACCCGGGAGAUAUGGCGAAGUCGCUUACGCACGAGCGAGAAGGCUUUUUCUUUCCCACUUUCUUCCUUUCCAUCGCUACCCUUAUCACUAGCACCCAGCGGUAUGCCAUUCCUGAUAACGAUACAACGCUGGCGUGGGCUAUCCAGGUGGCGUUUUGGAGCUACGUUGUUGUAACUCUCUUAUUGGCUAUCGGUCAGUAUAGUUAUGUCUUCGCUGCGCAUAACUUUGGGUUGCAGACUAUGAUGCCAACCUGGAUUCUUCCUAUUUUUCCUAUCAUGUUGUCGGGUACCAUUGCUUCUGUUGUUGCCGAGACGCAGCCUGAGAUCGCGGCUAUUCCUAUUAUUGUGGCUGGUUUGACGUGCCAGGGUCUUGGUCUGUCCGUCGCCGUUCUCAUGUAUGCUCACAUGGUCGGUCGCUUGAUGUCAGCCGGCUUGCCGAACCGUGAGCAUCGUCCAGGCCUGUUCAUGAACGUGGGCCCGCCAUCGUUCACAGCCCUGGCCCUUAUCGGCAUGGCUAAUGGACUGCCCAAGAGUCUAGAUCCAGACAUGGAUGGCUUCCUCAUCGAUGUUGGCAUCAUUCGCACUAUGGCUUUGAUAUCGGGCAUCUUUCUCUGGGCCCUCGCAGCCUGGUGGUGGGGAAUUGCUAUCGUGGCUGUCGUCCAGUUGCCUCCCGUCUAUUUCCAUCUAGGCUGGUGGGCCAUGGUCUUCCCUAACACUGGCUGGAUUCUUGCUACCAUAUCCAUUGGAAACGCCAUGGGCAAUGAGCCAGUUAAGUGGAUGGGGACAGGUAUGAGUAUUGUGCUUAUCUGCACCUACUUCUAUGUUCUCUUCAACCAUGUCCGAGCUGUGAUAAAACAAGAUAUCAUGUACACUGGAAGGGACGAGGAUUUCAACGACCACUAG
This is a messenger RNA of Fusarium odoratissimum NRRL 54006, 1380 nucleotides long. RefSeq lists its product as uncharacterized. Gene Ontology annotation, biological process: malate transmembrane transport. Bases 1 to 1380 code for a protein of 459 amino acids. The record is from RefSeq and is a predicted model, not a curated record. The transcript is spliced from 2 exons. Lineage: Eukaryota; Fungi; Ascomycota; Sordariomycetes; Hypocreales; Nectriaceae. Gene Ontology annotation, cellular component: membrane. Gene Ontology annotation, molecular function: malate transmembrane transporter activity.